AAAAGGGAAAUGACAAUGGGCACACCCAUACGUCUGGUAAGAGCAGGAGCAGUGAGGGUUAGAAGUGAUUGGGGUUUCUGCGAAUCUAGAAUCUGGAAAACAACCAUCACCGUUUGUGAUCUUUCAUCAAGGGGAAGAAGAAGAAGACCAGUUUCCUUGUCUUGUUGUUGUUCAUCACUUUCUUCAAUGCCUUACGAGAAGGAGCUCGCUGCUGCCAAGAAAGCAGCCACUCUCGCUGCUCGUCUCUGUCAGAAAGUACAAAAGGCUCUUCUGCAAUCCGAUGUCCACUCAAAAUCAGACAAAAGUCCUGUCACCGUCGCUGAUUAUGGUUCACAAACCUUGGUCAGCUUAAUACUCGAGAGAGAACUUCCUUCUGAACCAUUUUCAUUAGUAGCUGAGGAGGAUUCAGGCGAUCUGCGUGAGGAAAGUGGCCACGAUACUUUGAAGCGGAUUACAGAACUUGUCAAUGAUACUCUUGCUAAUGAAGGAUCAAAUAGCUUUUCUACUUUAACAACAGACAAUGUGCUUAGAGCCAUUGACAAUGGUAAGUCUGAAGGUGGCUCUGUUGGACGGCACUGGGUUUUGGAUCCAAUAGAUGGCACUAAAGGGUUUGUAAGAGGAGACCAAUACGCUAUUGCAUUAGCUUUGCUAAAUGAAGGAAAAGUUGUAUUGGGUGUCUUGGCUUGCCCGAAUCUUCCACUGGCAUCCAUUGCCUGUAAUCAGCAGCAUUCUACUUCUAAUGAAGUUGGUUGUCUUUUCUUUGCUAAAGUUGGCGAUGGAACAUUUAUGCAGGCAAUGGAUGGUUCUACACAGACUAGGGUGCAUGUCAGUGCUAUUGAUAAUCCAGAAGAGGCAUCAUUUUUUGAGUCUUUUGAAGCAGCGCACUCCUUACAUGACUUGUCUAGCUCCAUUGCAGAAAAACUUGGUGUUAAGGCACCGCCAGUCAGAAUUGACAGCCAAGCAAAAUAUGGAGCUCUGUCCAGAGGAGAUGGGGCUAUAUAUCUGCGUUUCCCCCACAAAGGAUACCGUGAAAAAAUAUGGGAUCAUGCUGCUGGUUGCAUUGUUGUGACUGAAGCUGGAGGUAUUGUCAGCGAUGCAGCCGGAAACCCUUUGGACUUCUCAAAAGGAAGGUUUCUUGAUGUUGUUUCAGGUAUCAUUGUUACAAACCAGAAAUUGAUGCCAUCACUUUUGAAAGCAGUUAAAGAAGCACUCAAUGAGAAAGCAUCUUCCUUGUGAUUUCCGUUAAGCUUAGCAUUCUACUACGCAGCUUUCAAACUUUGUUUUCAGCAGCUCCAGAUAUAUGAACCUUCCUCACAAUCAUGCUAGAUUACAUUGAAUAUUCGGAUUUUGAGGAUAUGAUUUCAUUGAACUCGUGUAGUAAUCUAAAACUGAGUUUGUUUCGUAUCAAAAGUCAACUUCAAAGCAUGCAAUUAUCAACUCUUGAAUACAUCUUGAAAGACUAUUGUUUUUACCAUGGAUAGUUCUCGUGAAAAAUAAAUCAAUUGUUAAUGAAUAGCAACUCGUACAUGGAACUUAGUUCACAUAGACUUGAAUCUGAUGCCUCUGCUUAAGCUAGAACAUCUUGCGUAACUUGAUAAUAAUUGUGCAAUACAUGUAAGGUUACUAUAUAUGCAAUGGUUACCCAUCUACUCUGUAAAAACGAGUAGCUUACGAGGGUGGGUUGGAAAACAACAAUAAAAGUCUUAUCCCACUAACUGGGUUUGUGUAUGGACAAAUUAUAAAAGUGCAAUGAUAGAAGGACAUGAAAAUGGAGGGAUUUAGAUCCUCUCAUGUUUUUUAUGUUAAAGUUUGUUUAUUCUUGUGUAAAAUUUGUGAAACCAUGUGAAUAUUUAUGAGGGAAUAGACUAAAAAACUCUAACAUGAAAAAACAUGAUAAAAUUUUAGCUGGUGUGUCAUGAAAUAAUAAGAUAGGUUAAAACGGAAAUGUUAUCUACACACCUUGAAUAGUGUUCCUCUCCAUUUCCACCUCUGCCCCAUCACACCCUGCCCGAUCAGCUUGCCAACGUGUAAUUCUUGGAAAAGAAUUUUUUUUGGCCUGGAAAAUGAGAAAGUGAGGGAAAAUUGGGGGGAAAACAAAAUUGGAAAAAAUUAGGGUUCUCUCUCCCCCCAAAAUCCCGCACCACCACCUCCAAUCCCAGAUUCCCUUCGCUUUCCCUUCUCCACUCCGUCGCCGAGCAACACGCGCACCUCUGCAGCGGUUCCGUUCUCCACUCCGUCGCCGCCACCUUACUGCCUCUAGCGCCGCCAACGGGCUCCUCUUCCAGCGACGAGGAGCACGCACCUCUGCAACCUCGCUGCCGUUAGUUCCUCUGGCUCCAACCUCCUCUUCUCUACUCUUCUGUGCAGAGCACCUAAUCCUCCUUUCCUUCCAGCAAACUGUCACAACACACCGCCACGCCACUCGCCAGUUCCAGCGCUGUUGCGAGCCCUUUGUGCAGAGGGUUACGCCUCAAGUGAGAGCUUUGACCUUAGUGUGUUGUUCUCAUGAAGCGUUCCAAGUCACCAGGCGGGCUUAAGGUACGCUUAAGGAAUAAGUGUGAAACCCGCUACAUAUUGAGAGCCAAUAACAAGUUGAGAGACACGGAAGCUGAUAAGCGUUUGACCCAAUUGAUAAGUCAACGAAUUGAGGCAACCCCGUUCAAAUGGUUGACAGCAUAAGUUAUGGUGUUUAUAUAGUUUCUUUUUUGGCAAGCUGACCAGUAGAAUGAAAGACUGAAGAAUGUACAGCAAUAUAAAGAACGUGUGAUCUUUAACUUCCACAUAAAUCGGUGUUUUUUUGUAUAUUUCACGUGUAAGGUAUAAUUAUAUAGAAAUUUUUUGACAAGGGAAAUGACAAUGUUUUGUAUUAACUACAACUGUAUAGGGUUAUAUUGCCAUGUAUAGCAGUUUGGCCCCUUCCUAUAUGACAAUGAAAUCAAAUGUUGAGGCUUAAUGCCCAUGAUAUAUAAUUAUAUAUAUAUAUAUAUAUAUGUUUUAUGCUGUUCA
Messenger RNA from Lotus japonicus, 3006 nucleotides. RefSeq names its product SAL1 phosphatase-like. Lineage: Eukaryota; Viridiplantae; Streptophyta; Magnoliopsida; Fabales; Fabaceae. The transcript has 11 exons. Gene Ontology annotation, biological process: sulfate assimilation; phosphatidylinositol phosphate biosynthetic process. The record is from RefSeq and is a predicted model, not a curated record. Gene Ontology annotation, molecular function: 3'(2'),5'-bisphosphate nucleotidase activity. The coding region runs from base 10 to 1236 and encodes 408 amino acids.